This is a messenger RNA of Neogale vison (American mink), 1374 nucleotides long. Its product is annotated as transmembrane protease serine 11G-like. Bases 1 to 1374 code for a protein of 457 amino acids. Lineage: Eukaryota; Metazoa; Chordata; Mammalia; Carnivora; Mustelidae. The record is from RefSeq and is a predicted model, not a curated record. Gene Ontology annotation, molecular function: serine-type endopeptidase activity. Gene Ontology annotation, cellular component: extracellular region; plasma membrane. Gene Ontology annotation, biological process: proteolysis. The transcript has 10 exons.
AUGAGUAUAAUUAGGAACCAUGGGCUUUUUGCCAAGUAUGAGAGCAAUGCCAACAGGAGAGUGACGGGAGACAGUGAAAACAUAGUAGGAUUUCUCUUUGACUUUAAUACACAACUCUCUCUCAAAAGGCCAGCAAUAUUGGGUCGAAGGACAAGUUCACUGAGACCGUGGAUGACAGCCCUUAUUGUCGCAGCUGUUGUGGUGGUUCUAGCGAUAAUCAUCGGUCUCCUUGUUUAUUUUUUGGCGUUUGAUCAGAAAUUUUACUAUUACCAGACCUCAUUCCAGAUCCCCAGUAUUAAAUAUAAUCCUGACUUUUCAGCUGAACACUCAAAAAUGAGAAGAGACUUGAAACAAAAAGUCAAUAAUGAAAUAGAGAAUAUAUUUCGAAGAUCCAGUUUAAAUCAUCAUUACAUCAAAUCUCAUGUUGUUGACUUUAGUUCAAGUCAUGAUGGUUUGAAAACAGAUGUGUUGCUUAAGUUUCAGUUUGCUUCUAACCAUGCAGACACAGUAAAAAGGCAAGCUGACAACAUUUUGCAUCAGAAGUUGAAAUCAAAUGAAAGCUUCUUGAAGAUAGAUACUUCAUUACCUUAUCUGAAAGAUAUGAAUGAAGCAGAAGCAGAACACAUUCUGAACAGCUGUUGUGGAAGAGGGAGGGAAUUUCCAUCUAUGGAAAGAAUUGCUGAUGGUUAUCCUGCAAAGAAAGCUGAUUGGCCAUGGCAAGCCAGCCUGCAAAUGGACGGCAUCCAUUUCUGUGGAGCUUCUUUGAUCAGUGAGGAGUGGCUCCUGACCGCUGCUCACUGCUUUGACAUUUACAAAAACCCCAAACUCUGGAUGGCUAGUUUUGGAACAACUCUCAACCCCCCACUGAUGAGAAGAAAGAUCCAAUCAAUCAUCAUUCAUGAAAACUACGCUGCCCAUAAGCACGAAGACGACAUCGCUGUGGUGAAGCUCUCCACCCCUGUCCUAUUUUCCAAUGAUGUGGGCAGAGUCUGUCUCCCAGAUGCUACUUUUGAAGUCUUGCCUCAGAGUUCAGUGUUUGUCACUGGAUGGGGAGCAUUAAAAGUUAAUGGUCCCUUUCCCAAUUCUCUGAGACAAGUUGAAGUAGAGAUCAUAAGUAAUGAUAUAUGUAAUCAAGUUCAUGUAUAUGGUGGUGCCGUAUCAUCAGGAAUGAUAUGUGCUGGAUUCUUAACAGGAAAACUAGAUGCCUGUGAGGGUGAUUCUGGAGGACCUCUGGUUAUAGCACGUGAUAGAAACAUCUGGUAUCUUAUUGGAAUAGUAAGCUGGGGAAUAGACUGUGGAAAAAAAAAUAAGCCUGGAAUUUAUACCAAAGUGACUCGUUAUCGGGACUGGAUUAAAUCUAAAACCAACAUCUAA